Gekko japonicus is the source of this 1954-nucleotide messenger RNA. Its product is annotated as putative nuclease HARBI1. The record is from RefSeq and is a predicted model, not a curated record. The transcript is spliced from 3 exons. Lineage: Eukaryota; Metazoa; Chordata; Lepidosauria; Squamata; Gekkonidae. The coding region runs from base 1 to 1359 and encodes 452 amino acids.
AUGGAUGGAGAAAGUGCGUGGUCGGAGGCCAGCGGCCAAGCCAAGAUAUCCCCUCUCCUCAGUUUCUACCGAUUGUUGCUGGAUGUCAUGCUCUGUGCUCUGAGGAGCAGCUUGGACCUUUGUCUGGUGCUUCUGCGUCACCAACACGAGAGGCGGAAAAGAUCUCGGGAAUGGAUUGCCUCCUACCGCAAGGUUCUCCGCAGCAAGGGGAGAAGACGUCCCCGUUACGCUGCCAGGUUUCCCCGGAAACGCCUGGUCAGGCCGCACUGGUAUGCCCUUGCUGAAGUGGGUAACCCCCGUCGCUGGUGGGUGUACCCCUGCCGCAAGCACUGGUGGGAGAAGUUUGUCGCGGAAGUCUGGGAUGCCGAUAGGUGGAUCGAGAACUUCCGCAUGAGCCGAGGGACGCUGUUCAGCAUCGUGGAGGUCCUCAGGCCGCGGAUCGAGCGCCAGCGCACGGUCAUGAGGGCACCGAUAGCGACGGAGAAGAGGGUCGCAAUCACGGUGUGGUGGCUCGCCAACAAGGAGUGCUACCGCAUUGUGGGCCAGCAGUUUGGUGUUGCCCGGUCUACUGUGGCGGAGAUAGUCUUGGAGGUGUGCUUCGCGAUAGAUGUUGACCUCCUUCGUAAGACUGUGUGCCUUGGUGAGGUGGAUAAGAUCAUGGACGGCUUCGGACACCUGGGCUUUCCGCACUGCAUCGGGGCGCUCGGCGAGACCCUCAUCCCCAUCAGAGCCCCGCUUCGACAGGCCGAAGAGUACAGGAAGCAGCUUUGCUCCGUCCUCCUUCAGGGGAUAACGGACCACACCGGUCGCUUCAUCGACGUGGAGGUUGGAUGGAGCAGCCUUAAUCACGAUGCCCACAUCUUCAGGAACUCCUCCGUCUGCGCAGCUAUGGAUGCUGGAGCUUUCGUGCCCGGGAAUCCGACAAUCGCCAUUGGGGGCGUGCAAGUUCCGCCUUUGAUUGUGACCAGGGGGUGCUAUCCGAUGCGGCGCUGGCUUAUGAAGCCCUACAGGGACCCUGACGACAGCCGUCGGUCCCUCUUCGAUGACCGCCUCGGCAAGGCCCACAGUGUGGUUGAGUGUGCCUUCCGGCGACUCAGGGCCCGCUGGCGGUGCAUGACGGUGCUCCCUGUGACUGAGGAGAAUGCCACAGCGGUGGUGAUGGCCUGUGUGAUCCUGCACAACAUCUGUGAGGAGAGAGGGCACGUUGUCCAAGGAGACUUGUGCGAGACACAGGCUGUGCUUUCCCCAGCAGACGAAGGAACAUAUCAGUGCAGUGACGACGACUGCUGUUCUGCAGCAGGGAACAGCGUGCGGGACGCCAUCUCCACAUUCAUGCAGACGCCUCAGACUGGGCCGUGAGCUCCAGACACUCCUUUGUGUUCAUAUCAGGCCUCCGUAUGAUGACAUAGCAUUUGGAAAGGAAGACAAAGACCAGUAAGCCAGCACCAGAGGCCAAAAUGGAGAAGACCUGCACAGCUGCCAUAUAUUUCCUUUUGUGCUGAGGUAGGUUGGGCACAAAGGACACCCAGAGGCUGCAGCAGAAGACCAGCAUGCUGAAGGAGAUCAGCUUGACUUCACUGACAGAUCCAGGCAGCUUCCUGGCCAGGAAAGCCCACUGUGAAGGAGGUGGCAGCCAGGAAGCCCAUGCGUCCCAAGUGCCAUGCAGAACAUGGCAACAGACCCUUCAUUGCACUGCAGUAUGAUCUGUCCAGGCUGGGAAGAUAAGUCAGAGACUGGAAAGCAGAGUGGAGAUUAGCAGCCAGAUAGUGCAAAUGGAGGCGUGAAGGCCAAAACAGGAAACGACAGUUCAGUUUGCCAACCUCUUCCCCAGCCAUUUCUUCAUCGUGUUCCCUGGCUUUAUUGGCCAUGAUGGCUUUGGCCAAAAGAGAAGAGGUAUCAUUUUUUAAUUUUCUGCUUGCCCAUUGUUGGUGGGCAAGGUUUAUUAGUUUUUUUA